Messenger RNA from Pomacea canaliculata, 4457 nucleotides. RefSeq names its product ATP-binding cassette sub-family B member 6, mitochondrial-like. Gene Ontology annotation, molecular function: ATP hydrolysis activity; ABC-type heme transporter activity; ATP binding. Lineage: Eukaryota; Metazoa; Mollusca; Gastropoda; Architaenioglossa; Ampullariidae. The record is from RefSeq and is a predicted model, not a curated record. Gene Ontology annotation, biological process: heme transport; transmembrane transport. The transcript has 20 exons. Bases 1081 to 3681 code for a protein of 866 amino acids. Gene Ontology annotation, cellular component: membrane.
CUUGUGCCGGUGUCCGUCCCAGGAGUGCACGUAGCCUUAUAUUCAGUGUCUUGACAUGUCGACGCAAAUAUAAACCAGUCUCAUCUAGACUUACAUCAAGUCAAUGUAUGAAUUGUGUGGCCAUAGUCAAUGUGACGUCUUUCCGUAUCCAGUGACCUGGAUAUGGUUACAAAGUGCGACGAUCUAGGCAGGUGACAGGAGCUGGGUGGUUAUUGGAGGCUAAGGUUUACAACAAAAUCCCGAUCGUCACAAGAAGUCACGAGAACAUCGGGUGACACUUGAUGUCGGCUGAGUUGCCUACUUGCACACUAAAAAGACUGUCUAUAAUCAUGUAAAAUAAAAUAUAUAAAAUGAUUUAACUACCAUUUUAAAUGUUUUUCGUUCGGCGUCGAUCUAUUCAUAAAGCCAUAUUCCAAUGCCAUUCAACAAAAUCGCCACGUCACGUUUGUCAUCUUCAGGUCGAAAAGUAGAUACAUUUUUUUUUAACUGACUACUUAUCGUGUCAGCCGAACAAGCGGUGCUGAUAAGGCGCUUUAUAGACUACUCUUCAUGUAUCAAGAUGCCAAAGCGUGUCCUCUUGACCACACUACACCGCUGUAGCUGUAGUUCUCAUCCUAACUUCAUCGCAUUGCACCUCCCCUGCUCCUCCAACACGCACGGUCUACAGAAAGACUUCUCCAGAUGCACGCAUAGACGGGUCAGUGCCCAACCUGGAUAAACCACUCUAAGAAUACUAUUUGUUUGAGGUGGACCACCAAGUUCCUCUGAAGUCUUCACAAUAUCUGCUACCGCUCCCUCCCUCACCUGUAGCAGGACAUGACCGAGAUUGGGUAGCACCACACGUGACGGAUAUAUCGAGCUGCGGCAAUUCCUUCUUUGGAGUGUUGCAGCAUUCAGCGAGGACUCUCCACAGACUGGAACUCAAUUGCUGCUACAACACCAGCUGUUGGGGGACAUCAGAGGCGGUUAGACAGCGGUCACAUGAAGUCUGGCAGCUAAGCAGACGAUCAGAAAACAGCGAGCGACUCUGUCGUCCGUCGACUUCUCAAGAAAAUAACUGCAAAAGCUUCUUUGGCAGCAAUGUUUUGUCCAAAUGGAACAGAAUGGACACAAGUAUGGGUGGAGAAUGGUAUCAACCGCUGCUUUUUUGACUCGGUGUCUGCCAUUGUGAUAUUUCUUGUUGUCGUAUGUUUUGGUUCAUCGCGAUGUGCUGUUUUCUGGCACCGGGGCAUGUCACUGAGUCCCGAGGCCCGUAAAGAGAAGGCAGCACUUUAUAACAUGCAGACAGCUUUGACAGUGAUACUGAUUGUGGAGGUUAUUAUAGAGAUGAUCCUCCACGAUCUCUACUUCGAGGCAGGAGGUCUGAGUGGUUACCGAGUACUGGCAACACUGAUACUCAUCAUAGCUUAUGUGUUUUCACUGUGCUUACUGAGACUGGAGAAGAACAACAUCCUUGAACAACUCCCUGACAGAUGUAAAAGCGUUCCUCUCUUCCUCUUCUGGUCUGUGGGUCUAAUCCAGGGAAGUCUGGCUUUGGCUUCUUGGUGGAGUCCACAGUGGUGGUGGCAAUUGAGCAAAACGAGCCAGUGGGUGCAAUUUGGACUCUGGCUUCUACGUUUCAUAGUUUUUUUGAUGCUAUUAGUCCUUGGCAUCAUAAGUACAGCAAGAUACCAAAGACGCAGAUCAACAGCUUUUGGGCAACAGUUUAACAUCCUCACAAACGUCAUGGAAAAUGGUGAAGCAAACCAUCAGGAAAACCAGACUGUAGUGAAGAAUGGCACCAGAAGAACGGAGAACACAGGAGACAGAGGGCGAGGCGUUCUGAGAGACGGCAAGAUAGAUAACACAGACACCAAAUCAACAUGGGCCAACAUUGGACACAAGAUCAAACUCAUGAUACCCUUAGUUUGGCCAAAGGGAAGCCUAUUUCUGCAGACAAUUGUUGUUAUUUGUCUUGGCCUGCUGGUCUGUGGCCGAAUAGUCAACCUCUAUGUUCCCCUUUACAACAGGGACAUAGUUAACAGUCUCACAGGAUCUGGAACCCUAACAUAUCGUUGGGACAUCAUCCUCAUCUACUGUUCACUUCUCUUUCUCCGAGGAGCUGGUGGACAAGGUGGAGGAGUCUUGGGCCAGAUGCAGUCUCAGAUUUGGCUAGCUGUCACCCAGUACUGUAGCAGACGUAUGGAGGUGGAAGUCUUUACUCACUUGCAUAGGCUUUCUUUACGAUGGCACUUGUCGCGAAAGACUGGAGCAGUCCUACGGAUAGUUGACCGGGGCACCAGUAGCAUGAACAGUCUAUUGACACUGACCCUCUUCUCAAUCCUUCCAACAGUGGCAGAUGUCAUAAUAGCCAUUGUUUACUUUGUGACUGCAUUCAGCUAUUUGUUUGGCCUCAUUGUCUUGUUUUGUGCCACACUUUUUGUAGUUCUGACCUUCAAUAUGAUGGAAUACCGAACAAAGUUUAGAAGAGAAAUGAACAGACUGGACAAUGAAACCAAUGCCAGGGCAGUGGACUCACUCCUCAACUUUGAAACGGUGAAAUACUAUGGAGCGACCAAGUUUGAGAUAAACAAAUAUCAGGAAAACAUCGUGGCAUAUCAGAAAGCAGAAUGGACAUCACAAGUGAUGGUGACAGUGUGGCAGGCCUGCCAGAAUGUUGUGACUACAUCUGGCUAUAUUGCUGGCUUCAUGCUUUGUGCCUGGGCCGUGGUCAGUGGUGUUGGAACUCUUCACCUCACUGUUGGUGACUAUGUCCUGUUUGGCUCUUACCUGUCCCAGCUGUUUGGACCAUUGAGCACCCUAGGUGCCUACUACAGACAGAUGCAGCAAAGUUUCACAGACAUGGAAAAUAUGUUCGAUCUUCUUGAUAUUGAGCCAGAAGUAAAAGAUGUCCCAGGUGCAAAGGACCUUGUCCUGUCCCAAGGAAAGAUUGAAUUUCACAAUGUGUGUUUUUCAUAUGAACCAAGUCGACCCAUAUUGAAAAAUAUAUCCUUUACAGUUCAGCCUGGACAGACUCUUGCACUGGUUGGACACACAGGGAGUGGAAAAAGUACAAUAGUUCGUCUUGUGUUUCGCUUUUAUGAUGUGACCAGUGGUGAGAUUAAAAUUGAUGACCAGAAUGUGGCACAGGUUACACAAGAAUCGCUCCGUAGCAACAUUGGAGUUGUUCCCCAGGACACUGUUCUUUUCAACAGAGACAUAAGGUACAACAUAAGCUAUGGUAAAACAUCUGCAACAGAAUCAGAAAUCUGGGAUUCAGCCAGAGGAGCUGAAAUGCAUGAACGCAUCAUAACCUUUCCAGACAAGUACGACACUGUGGUUGGAGAGCGUGGACUCAAGCUUAGCGGAGGAGAAAAGCAGCGUGUUGCUAUUGCACGGACACUUCUGAAGGCUCCAGCCAUUAUUCUACUGGAUGAGGCAACAUCAGCACUAGACACUACAACAGAGCGAAACAUUCAGGCAUCACUGACACGCAUGUGCCAGAAUCGCACCACAAUCAUCAUUGCUCAUCGUUUGUCCACAAUCAUUCAUGCCGAUCAGAUCCUUGUUCUCCAGGAAGGGGAGAUAAUUGAACGUGGCACGCAUGAAGAGCUUCUAGCCCAAAAUGGACGCUAUGCCAGUAUGUGGCAACAACAGCUUACAAAAUCUGACUCCACUGAUUUGAUUGAUCUGUCUAGCUAGAAUUGAGAUGGACUUUACACACAUACUUGUAACCAUAAUGAAGUGAAACACCCAGCUUAUACCACACAGACUGCCAUCAUUUUGUUAGUGAACUGCUUUCUUGUGAUUUUGAUGAGUCAUACCUUUAAAUUCAUUCACUGUAUUGUUAUCCAGAAACAUGUAACAAAGUGAACCAUACUUCACUAGUCAAAUCACCUCUCUAUUUCAUCUACACCCAUUAGCUUUGUUUAUUGACUGUUAUUUCAUUUUCUGCCUCUCUAAUUACACUGCUUUUUAAGUAUAAUGAGAGCAGAUAUACCAAGUCAUGUGACCUUUAUAAAACAGGCUACAAGUGCACAUAUCUGCACUUUAGUUGUUUCUUGAGAUAUUUGUUUAUAAGAGGCAACUAAACUUGAGGAUUGCUACAGAUACAGUGAUGUAAUAGAAGCACUUUUUUAUAUCAGCGUUAAAGCAUUUCUGUAUCAGCAUCUUGAUGUCAAAAUGUCUUUUGUCUAUACUGUGUAAUAUUUUUAUUUUUAGCUUAUGGUCUUAGAAGAAACACCAAAAUCUUGUGUUAUUGUCAGGCAAAUGUCAGGGUUACAAUUAAGAACUUAAAGAAUUUCAGCAGUAUGUGCUUAGAUGAAUUUGAACGGUACACCUUUAUUUAGAUGUUAGAGCUGUGUGGAUCUUGAUAGUCUGUGCAGGAAGACUGUGCUGUUUGAUCGGUCAGGUGCUGAAGCACAGUUUCAAGAAGUUCAGAACCUGCAAGUAACAGAAAGCUGUUUUCUCCAUUCAUA